AUGCGACAGUUAGUAGAAGCAGGUUACGCAGAAAGGCUUCCACAACCUACACAGACAGGAAGGCCCGGAAAGAUCUGGUACUUACCUCAUCACCCAGUCCUGAACCAGAACAAACCAGGGAAGGUGAGGAUAGUAUUCGAUUGUGCGGCGACCUACCACUCCAUCUCCUUAAAUAGCCAAGUAAUGCAAGGGCCGGACCUCAACAACAAGCUGAUGGGCGUCCUUCUUAGGUUUCGGCACCAUAAGAUAGCUCUCAUGGCUGACAUUGAAUCUAUGUUUCAUCAAGUGAAGAUGGUGCCGGAAGAUCAUGACGUCCUCCAGUUCCUUUGGUGGAUGGAUGGUGACUAUACACGAGAACCCACCACCUACUGGAUGACAGUACAUCUCUUUGGCAGAGUUUGGAGUCCGUCUUGUGCUGGAUAUGCACUCCAGAAGACGUUCAAGGAUUAUGAGCAAGAGGUCACCGAAGACGUUGAACAUGCCAGACACAGCUUUUAUGUCGACGAUCUCCUAAUUUCGGUACCCUCUCUGGACAAAGCCAUAAAGGUGACACAUCAACUGCGACGAGUCUUGAGUAAAGGAGGUUUCAGGCUGACAAAAUGGAUCUGCAAUGAUAAGUCAGUACUCAACACCAUACCUCAAACAGAGAGGGCUACAGGAGUGAGAGAGAUCACCCUCAAGGACGGCCGACUACCCUCUGAGAGGGUGCUGGGAGUCCUUUGGGACCUAGAGGCAGAUGAACUUGCUGUUCGAGCCCAAACGCCACAAAAACCGGAAACGAAGCGAGGUCUUUUAAGCAUGAUUAGUUCUAUAUAUGACCCUUUGGGUGUCUUGGCUUCUGUGCUCAUCAGAGCGAAAUUGAUUUUCCAAGAUGAAUGUAGAAGACAAGCAGGAUGGGACAAACCUCUGACUGAGCCGAACGUAGCCUUGUGGAGAAAAUGGCUGGGCGAUUGGAAUGGGCGAGAAGAAGUCCGGAUCCCAAGGUGCUACUGGCUAGAGAGGAUAUCACCUCUACAUACGGCUCAAAUACAUAAUUUCUGUGAUGCCUCACAACAGGCAUAUGGAACAGUGUCCUACCUGAGACUGACGGACAAAAACGGACGCCACCACGUAACCUUUCUGUUCGGCAAAGCCAAACUAGCACCAAUGAGGCAACAGACAAUUCCGUGA
Molecule: messenger RNA, 1170 nt
Organism: Portunus trituberculatus (swimming crab)
Lineage: Eukaryota; Metazoa; Arthropoda; Malacostraca; Decapoda; Portunidae
Exons: 1
Coding region: 1-1170 (389 amino acids)
Source: RefSeq, a predicted model, not a curated record